Messenger RNA from Larimichthys crocea (large yellow croaker), 3182 nucleotides. It is a transcript of the gene ptdss1a, whose product is annotated as phosphatidylserine synthase 1a. The coding region runs from base 228 to 1643 and encodes 471 amino acids. Gene Ontology annotation, biological process: phosphatidylserine biosynthetic process. Lineage: Eukaryota; Metazoa; Chordata; Actinopteri; Sciaenidae. The transcript is spliced from 13 exons. Gene Ontology annotation, molecular function: L-serine-phosphatidylethanolamine phosphatidyltransferase activity. The record is from RefSeq and is a predicted model, not a curated record.
AACAGUUUCUCUAAAACUGUCUUCCUCUUCUUUUAACCCUCUCUUGCUUGCUUUCUCACUCAGCUGUCAAACUCUCCCGGGUAGCUGUGUGACAUUUUAUAUACAUGCAUAAUAUAUAUAUGUAACAGUUUCCUGUGGACACAGUUGUUGGUGCAGGUCUCUCUCUCUCUCUCUCUCUCUCUCUCUCUCUCUCUCUCAUGCUGCUCCUCUCCUGACCGCGUCCAUCGAUGGCGUCCUUGUACAGCGGCGGCUCUCACACCUUAAGCAAGGAUGAUGUGAAUUACAGAAUGCAUUUCCGGAUGAUAAACGAGCAGCAGGUUGAGGACAUCACCAUAGACUUCUUCUACAGGCCGCACACCAUCACGCUGCUGACAUGCACGGUGCUCAGCCUGAUGUAUUUCGCCUUCGCGAGAGAUGAUGGAAAUCCUGACAGUAACCUCUGGGUGGGGCUCAUCCUGGUCAUCUCCUUUUUCCUUGUCAUCAGUGUUUUGGCAUUUCCUAACGGUCCAUUCACUCGACCGCAUCCAGCGAUAUGGCGAAUAGUUUUUGGUCUGAGUGUGCUCUACUUCCUCUUCCUUGUUUUCAUCAUUUUCCUCAAUUGGCAGCAGGUAAAGCAGCUAAUGUAUUGGCUGGACCCAAACCUGCGUUAUGCCAAGAGAGAGGCGGAUAUAAUGGAGUAUGCUGUGAACUGCCAUGUCAUCACCUGGGAGAGAAUCCUGAGCCAUUUUGACAUCUUUGCCUUCAGCCAUUUCUGGGGCUGGGGUAUGAAAGCCCUGCUCAUCCGAAGCUAUGGCCUCUGCUGGACCAUCAGUAUUACCUGGGAACUUACUGAGCUAUUCUUCAUGCAUCUGCUGCCUAACUUUGCCGAGUGCUGGUGGGACCAGGUGAUUCUGGACAUUCUGCUGUGUAAUGGAGGAGGCAUCUGGCUUGGCAUGACUGUCUGUCGCUUUUUGGAGAUGAGGACCUACCACUGGGCCAGUAUUAAGGACAUCCACACCACCACGGGGAAGAUCAAACGAGCCGUGUUGCAGUUUACCCCUGCAAGCUGGACCUAUGUGCGCUGGCUUGACCCGAAGUCUUCUUUGCAGCGAGUGACUGGUGUCUAUCUGUUCAUGAUCAUCUGGCAGCUCACAGAGUUGAACACAUUCUUCCUCAAGCACAUUUUCAUCUUUCCUGCAAGCCACGCUCUCAGCUGGUGUCGGAUCCUGUUCAUCGGUAUCAUCACAGCUCCAACAGUGAGACAGUAUUAUGCGUACCUUACAGACACACAGUGCAAGAGAGUUGGGACCCAGUGCUGGGUGUUUGGGGCAAUAGCCUUUCUGGAGGCCUUGGCGUGUAUUAAGUUUGGACAGGACUUGUUCUCCAAAACACAGAUCCUCUAUGUGAUCCUCUGGCUACUGUGUUUGGCCUUCAUUACAUUCCUCUGUCUAUUUGGAAUGGUGUGGUUUGCUGAAAAUUAUGGUCCAAGAGAAAAGAGCUUCUCAGAAUGUGAAGACAGUAAUUACGCAGAAUCUGCUGACUACAUGUCCGAAGGAUUUAAAGGAGAGACGGAGGUGGACAGCGACGGCGACAGCCCUAUCACCAGACGUAGAGGGAAAAGUUUAGGAAAGACCAAAUCCAUCAACGGCCUGGACAGUCAGUAGGAGUUGGAGCUAGAUGCUGGUGGAGUGACUCCUGAACUCACUCCAAGGAGCCAGGUGGGAAGGUUCACAGGUUGGAAAAAAGAGGGGGUAAAGAUACAGCCACUUCCUGGUGUAAUUGAAGUCUAGAAAACCCCCCACCCACCGUAAGAGGGAGUAGAGACAGGAGGGACUAAGUGGAUGAACAGGUCCCAUGCAGUGUUAAUAGGAGUGCACAGAGGCUUGGACUACAGAGAUGCACACUUAACUGUGUGCUGUAGUCAUAAAAAAAAAAGCUCCUAAACCACUGAUCACAGGUUUCUGUGUGAAGAGAGAGAAAGAGGUAUUUUGUGUGUGUGUGUGUGUGUGUGUGUGUGUGUGUGUGUGUGUGAGAGAGAAAGAGGUGGCAACAAAAACUGCCAGUUAUAGAUGUGACUGCAUGAUCAUUGUAGCUGAUAGACUAUAAUUUACAAACAUUUAUCCUACGAUACAGUAUAUCAUUGAUGGUUAUUGUACAUUUGACUGGUUUACACCAGCUUUAAUUCCAGUAUGUUGGUCAACACAUUUCAAUGUUAAAAGCCAUGAUGUAGAAUUUAUCACAUUAACUGGAGCCUUUAUGUUUAUAACACAGAAAGGCUGAAGUCCUCUUUUUUUUAUUAUUAGCAUCUGUUACUGGUAGUCUAUUUGCAUCAUAGAUGUUCACACUUGUUUCCUGGGCAGGAUUUCAAUGCAAGACAGCUUUAGCUUGGUAUCGACUGAAGUUUUGUGUUUGACCUGGAACAAAGCAAAGCACACGGUUUAAGCACUUUCCAGAAUGUUUUGCAAAUACUGUACAUUUUGUAAUGUUUGAGUAUUUUGUGAAUCAUUGUGACCUUGAGUGAUUUUACUCUCCUGUCCACGUGGCUGCUAUCUUGUUUUUUCUUUUUCUUUUACUGUACUGAUAUAACAGAGGGCAAUUAUUCAAAUUCCUGCAUGUGUUCCUGCAGGCUCUACCUGUCGGUGUGUGCGGGUGGCUUCGUUUUACUGUCGACCUUCUUGUUAUUGCAUAUAUUGCAUUUGCAUGGCUGUGUCAAAUCAAAUCAAGUGUUUUAGUAGGAAAAUGUUACAAGAGUAGUCAACAGAUCUCUAUAUAACACCGCACACCAGGACACCAGUAUUGUUCUUUUUAUGUCUUUCACUGUCAUUGUAAGAUUUUAAUUGUGCCUGUUUGCAUGUUCUUUUUUUUUUCAUUCCCCAACUUUUCUCAAUUUGUUCUCAGACUAAAUUUUUGCUUUUUGUGUUUGAUUCUUCGACGCUUCGAGUGCUUUACUAAAACGUUUAUUUUCAUCCGCUCCGUCGGCAUCAUCUCAGUACAGAUAUAUAUCAUUCAUAAUCCUCGACAAUCCAGAUGUUGACCUCUGUGCAAUGGACCAGGCUCCCGUGCUACAGUAGACACUAUAAAUGGUACAUUAUCUCUGGAUUUAGAUGUCAUUUGCCAAAAGCAAUUCCGUUGAAGAUGACUUGUGCUGUUCUUUUUCACUGUGAAAUAAUGAAACAUUAAAUUGUUUUACAUUUCCUCUUAAA